Daucus carota subsp. sativus is the source of this 1525-nucleotide messenger RNA. RefSeq lists its product as uncharacterized. The coding region runs from base 117 to 1352 and encodes 411 amino acids. The record is from RefSeq and is a predicted model, not a curated record. The transcript is spliced from 10 exons. Gene Ontology annotation, cellular component: cytoplasm. NCBI's taxonomy places the organism in Eukaryota, Viridiplantae, Streptophyta, Magnoliopsida, Apiales, Apiaceae.
UUUAGCCAACCGCGAUCCUCUUUGCCGAGAAAAAGAGAUAAACCCUGAGUGAGUGAGUGGCAUUUACAACAAGGGUUUAAGAGGAGCAAUCUUCUUGAGCUCAAACCCUAAUAACAAUGGCUUCUGCCUCAAGGUUGUUACUCUCCAAGAAUAUAUGCAAAUCACUUCUUCAACCUCCAUUCAGUUCCUCCCCAAUUUCACGAUUGAUCACAAGUGUUGCCCAUCGACAAGCUUUUUCUUUCAGGGGUUUUACUGGGCUUCCUGAUUAUGACUCCUCUUCGUCUGUCGCCACUGCGUUGAACCUCGAUAAUCGUGUUCCAGCUACUGUCAUUACUGGAUUUCUUGGUUCCGGAAAGACUACACUGUUGAAUCAUAUUCUGACAGCUCAACAUGGAAAACGGAUUGCGGUCAUUGAAAAUGAGUUUGGUGAGGUGGAUAUUGAUAGUUCAUUAGUUGCCAGUCAUUCCUCCUCUAAUGAGGAUAUCCUCAUGGUUAAUAAUGGUUGUCUCUGUUGCACUGUUCGUGGAGAUCUUGUUAAAAUGCUUUUGGAGUUGGUAAAAACUAGGCGAGACAAUUUUGAUCAUAUAGUUAUAGAAACGACAGGUCUUGCAAAGCCUGGCCCAGUUAUUGAAACAUUUUGUACUGAUGAGUUGGUUUCACGUCAUGUGAAGCUUGAUGGAGUUGUUACUUUGGUGGACUCAAAGCAUGUGCUGAAACAUUUGGAUAAGGUGAAACCAAGAUUUGUGGUGAAUGAAGCGGAGGAGCAAAUUGCCUAUGCAGAUCGUAUUAUAGUGAACAAGACAGACCUGGUAACUGAUGGUGAGUUGGAAGUCGUGACCAAGAGAAUUAAGCACAUCAACGCGAUGGCAGAAAUAAAGCUUGCUAAAUUCGGUUGUGUUGAUAUGGACUUUGUGCUUGGAGUGGGUGGUUAUGAUCUUGACAGAAUUAAUUCUAUGGUUCAAGGAGAUGAUCAUGCAGCCCAGCGACAUGAAGCUAGUCAUGAGAACCACAACGGAAAUCAUCAUCACCACCACCACCAUGAUCAUGUCCAUGAUUCUUCGGUGUCCAGCGUUAGUAUUGUAUGUGAGGGUACCCUAGACCUUGACGAGCUGGAUGAUUGGCUUGAGAGGCUGAUUGAAGAGAAAGGAGAGGACUUGUACAGAAUGAAAGGUGUCUUGUCCGUGAAUGGCUCCUCAGAACGAUAUGUCUUUCAGGGGGUGCACUCGACUUUGGAUGGUUCCCCAGGCAAAACAUGGGAACCAGAGGAGAAACGGAUAAACAAGAUUGUUUUUAUAGGAAGGCACUUGGAUGAAACUGCCCUCAGGAAAGGAUUCAAAGGUUGUUUAGUAUGAGUAUCGGGUCAAACGGAAACUACAUAAAUACCUCCACCUUGAAAAUACCCAUUGGCUUAGUCGAUGUAUUACUUGCCAACUGUCUUUAAUCGAAGGCUUGAAAAGACAUUAUAAUCAAUUUAGUGCUAUACUGUUACUAUAUACUAAUGCAAAUCAGCUAUAUAUUCGUACCA